Molecule: messenger RNA, 615 nt
Organism: Phytophthora nicotianae INRA-310
Lineage: Eukaryota; Oomycota; Peronosporomycetes; Peronosporales; Peronosporaceae
Exons: 4
Coding region: 1-615 (204 amino acids)
Source: RefSeq, a predicted model, not a curated record
AUGGCGAACCAGAGAGCGCGCGAACCUGCGCAAGCUACAGGUCACUGGUUACGCAAGAGGAAGCCUGUGGACUACGUUCGAUCUGUUCACGGAUUUACCCGUGACCCUUCCAGCAACGAAGACUACGUUGAUGACCCUUUUGCGAUGACAGACGAUGUAGCGAAUGAAGAGGCCAACAUGGGGAGCCUCGAAGGAGAAGAGAACAACGAGGUGAUUGCUGACGACACCGUGCCUAAUAACGUGGAUGUGGAGACCAAGAACGCGCCGGCGGCUAUGACGGGCCCAGGAAGUGGUGACGCAGCAUUGGGCACGAGCGAUGACGUUGGCACGACUACCGCCGCAACCAGCGCGAGUGGAGUGACUGGGCUGUGCGUCGAUGCGGGCAAGAAGGACGCGUGUGCCAGUGCUGCGACCACGGCGAAGGACGACACGCCAGAGUCGAUGCCGAACGACAGUAAUGAUAGUGCGGGUCCGGAGGCGCGCGAUUCAAAUGUGGACGAAGGUGACGCGAAUAUGGAAGAUGGUGAUGCGGCUGUUGACUCGAAUGUGGUAGUUAGUGACGCGAAUGUGGAUGAAGGCGAUGCGGACGCGGAUGUGGACGCGAAUGUAAUGUGA